AUUAAUGAUUGAUUGAUGUUGUUACAGAUCCUAGAACAAAUGAAAAGGUGCAUAGUUUGAUUUGAGUAUAGUUGAGAAGAGGGAGCACACAAAACAAUGGCAGCUCAGAUUUGGGAUUGUAAGAAACAAGUUAUACCAUUCAUAGCCAUGGCUGCAAUGGAAUGCAUUAAUGUGGGCUUAAAUACCUUAUACAAAGCAGCCUCUACCAAAGGAUUGAGCUACUUUGUUUUUGUUACAUAUUCUUAUGCUUUUGGCUCAAUUACUCUGUUACCCCUUCUCUUCAUCUUUCCAAGAAGAGGAGGACUUCCACCAUUCACAACUUCCAUUUUCUACAGAAUUGUCCUGCUUUCAGUUAUAGGGUUUGGAGGGAAUAUGUGUAUAUUCAAAGGUAUAGAAUAUAGUUCUCCAACUCUUGCUACAGCUAUGAGCAACCUUUCUCCAGCUUUCACUUUUGUAUUGGCUGUCAUUUUCAGGAUGGAAACUCUGGACUUUAGAAGAUCAAGCACUAUAGCUAAAACCAUAGGAACUUUACUUUCAAUAUCAGGAGCUUUAAUAGCAAUUCUCUACAAGGGAACCAAAAUAUUCUCUUCUCCAUCUAAAGAAACACCUUUUUCAGUAUUUGACUAUUCUCUGAGAACAUCACAACCCAAUUGGGUUCUUGGUGGUCUUUUACUUGUUGCCUUCUGUGUACUAGUCUCAAUUUGGUACAUUCUUCAGACCCAACUCAUUAAAGAAUACCCAGCUGAGCUAACAGUGGUGGUCCUAUACUCCUUAUGCACAGCAAUUGUUGGAGCUGUUGUAAGCUUCAUAGUAGGAACAGACAUAAAUGAUUGGACAUUGAGGACUGACAAAGCAUUAGUUACCAUUAUACUCUAUGGAUUCUUAGGCCCAAGCUUCAGUGCAGCAGUUCAUACAUGGGGUUUGCUCUUGAAAGGGCCAGUCUAUGUCUCAAUCUUCAAGCCAUUUUCAAUUGUUAUUGCAGCUGUUAUGGGUGUUAUUUUCCUUGGUGAUGCUCUCUAUAUUGGGAGUGUAAUUGGAGCAACAAUACUGUUAUUUGGGUUGUAUGCUGUGGUUUGGGGAAAAGCAAAAGAGGAAACCAGUAAAGAUUGUGCCUCAAAAGACUUGGAAACUUCAACUGAAAAUAAGACCCCUUUGUUGAGGAGUUGAGAGUUCAAUAUAUAAAUAUGUAUUUAUAUAUAAUAAUAACAAUAUGUAUUUAUAUAUAAUAAUAACAAUAUGUAUUAGAUUAUGGUAGAUUCUGUUGUCA
This is a messenger RNA of Cannabis sativa, 1267 nucleotides long. Its product is annotated as WAT1-related protein At5g40230. Gene Ontology annotation, cellular component: plasma membrane. Lineage: Eukaryota; Viridiplantae; Streptophyta; Magnoliopsida; Rosales; Cannabaceae. The record is from RefSeq and is a predicted model, not a curated record. Gene Ontology annotation, molecular function: transmembrane transporter activity. The transcript has 7 exons. Bases 97 to 1167 code for a protein of 356 amino acids.